CUCAAGACAAAGCUUAGAUCCGAUCUACAAAAUUUGAAAUUCGAAAUUUGAAGAGUUGAGAACAAAACUGUGGUUCGGUUCGAUAGCUUCGGAGCGAUGGGCGAUUUCAAUCUCGCUCUGGUGAUCAUCGCCGUAGUCGUAUGCGUGUUAGUGUUGUUGUUCAAUGUCUACCUCCUUAUCAAUUACCAGCACCCGGACGACGCCAACCAAGCGUAUUUCCCCAAAUUCGUCGUCGUUUUUGGUCUCUUCAUCGCUGCCAUUUCCAUACUCAUGUUGCCGGCUGAUGUCGCCAACCGGCAGGCGUGUCGGCACGCGAUAUACAAUGGCGCGUGUAAUCUCACCUUGCCUAUGAAAGAGCUUUGGCUCGCGGUUUAUAUCAUCGAUGCUGUGCUCGUUUUUUUCGUGAUCCCCUUCGCUAUGUUUUACUACGAAGGAGAUCAGGACAAGAGUAUGGGAAAACGGAUAAAGAGCGCGUUGAUAUGGGUUGUGACAACGGCAAUUGUUUGUGCUCUCUUGCUUGGAAUUCUAUAUGGGCUAGCUGGAAAGGUGGAUUUUAGUGUUAGGCACUUGUCUUCUGACACUACGAAUUUCCCAAGUAAUUGGGAUUUUUCUAGCGGUCAGCCAUGUAUUGGUGGCAGUGGAGCACGUGCGUGCUCUGCAUAUACUGCAAAUACUUCAUCAGAGAAAACAUGGACUAUGCGUACUACCUUUCCAGAAUACGUUGUCGCUCUUGCCACAAUCGUUGGAUCAGUACUUUUCUCGAUAUUUGGUGGUGUAGGUAUUGCUUCUUUGCCCCUUGGGCUUAUCGCUGCAUUUAUACGCCGUCCGAAGGCUGUUAUCACUCGCUCACAAUAUAUUAAGGAAGCAACUGAACUUGGUAAAAGGGCAAGAGAAGUGAAAAAAGCGGCUGAUGGCCUUCGCCAGGAAGAAAAAAGUGGUUCUAAGGGUAGAAAGUGGCGUAAAAAUGUUAAGGCUGUGGAAAAGGAGUUGCUUCAGCUAGAAGAAGAUGUAAAACUUUUGGAAGAGAUGUAUCCUCAAGGAGAAAAGGCUGAAACUUCCUGGGCCUUGACUGUUCUUGGAUACUUGGCAAAACUUGUUUUGGGAAUCCUAGGGUUGAUUGUUUCGGUGGCUUGGAUUGCACAUAUUGUUAUAUACCUUCUGAUCGAUCCACCACUCUCUCCCUUCCUGAAUGAGGUUUUCAUCAAGCUGGACGAUAUAUGGGGUCUUCUGGGUACUGCUGCAUUUGCAUUCUUUUGCUUCUACCUUCUGCUUGCUGUGAUUGCUGGUGCAAUGAUGCUUGGUCUCAAAUUAGUUUUCAUUACAAUUCACCCUAUGAAGUGGGGAGCUACUUUAAUGAACUCUUUUCUGUUCAAUGUGGGACUUAUUCUUUUGUGCUCAAUAAGUGUCAUACAAUUCUGUUCCACCGCAUUUGGGUACUAUGCUCAAGCAACCGCUGCCCAGGAAAUAUUCGGCCACACAUUGGAGUCUCUUCGUGGGAUUAAAUAUUUGUAUAAGUAUAACGUAUUUCAAAUCGCAUUUGUUGUUUUAGCGGCAUUGACCUUCGUGUAUUACAUUGCCUUUGUAAGUUUUCAGGGAUGGAGAAGGAAAAAACCUAGCGGCAAGUUCCAACUUUCCUCUUAAGAAUGUUUUCUAUAUGAUUCCGUUCCGGAGUGUGCUUGUUAUGCUCGGAUGCUUACGGCUGUCGAAGGUUUAGAGAGUGAGAGGCGAUUCCGCCGUCGUUAAAUUGAUUGCCUGAAGUAGAGUGCCCCAACUGCUUUUCUUUAUUCUUGCUUUUAUCACCUUUUG
This is a messenger RNA of Hibiscus syriacus, 1806 nucleotides long. Its product is annotated as LIMR family protein At5g01460-like. The transcript is spliced from 15 exons. Lineage: Eukaryota; Viridiplantae; Streptophyta; Magnoliopsida; Malvales; Malvaceae. The record is from RefSeq and is a predicted model, not a curated record. Bases 97 to 1641 code for a protein of 514 amino acids.